This is a messenger RNA of Linum tenue, 1644 nucleotides long. The record is from the annotation of a GenBank genome assembly. NCBI's taxonomy places the organism in Eukaryota, Viridiplantae, Streptophyta, Magnoliopsida, Malpighiales, Linaceae.
UAUAUCCCGUAAUUAGCUCAUCCCAUUUACCUUUUCAACCUGUACACAUCCAUUCGGUAUGGAGAUCUGGUGAAGAUCGAUCACAACCAACAUUCAUUUGAAACCCUCAUUAUCCUUUCUCCGAUCCUUUGAUAAUAUUAUCUAUUCUCUCUCUAUAAAAUUUCAGAGCGUUAAGCUAUCCAAAAAAAGUGGUUCCAAGCUAGAAUACAAUACACUAUUAAUUGUCGUUCGUCGGUCACUUUACGCAGAGAAGUUGUUGAUUUCGAUAUGACGACUCCAGCCUCACAACCGGAGCUCUUUGAGCUCAGCAAUGGCUCCAUGAAGGUCAAGAUCACCAAUUUAGGUUGCACCAUCACAUCCUUGGAAGUUCCUGACAAAAAUGGAAAUUUGGCUGAUGUUGUUCUAGGAUUCGAUUCCAUUGAGCCAUACCAGAAAGGUUUAGCACCAUACUUUGGUUGCAUAGUGGGGCGAGUAGCAAAUAGGAUCAAGGACGGCAAAUUUAGCUUGGAGGGAGUUGAAUACACUCUGCCUCUCAACAGGCCCCCAAACAGCCUCCAUGGUGGUAACAAGGGCUUUGACAAGAUGGUCUGGGAGGUUGCUCAACAAACUCAAGGCCAAACCCCUUCCAUAACCUUCAAGUACCACAGCCGUGAUGGAGAGGAAGGGUACCCUGGCGACCUUGCGGUGACCGCAACUUAUUCACUGAUAUCGAACACUACACUGAAACUCGAAAUGGAAGCAGUGCCGGACAAGAAAGCCACUCCGGUCAGCUUAGCGCAGCACACAUACUGGAACCUCGCCGGACACAGCCACGGGACCAUAUUGGACCAUUCUAUCCAGAUUUGGGGCUCUCAUGUCACUCCAGUCGACCAGAACACGCUCCCCACGGGGGAGAUCCUCUCGGUGAAAGGGACGCCUUUCGAUUUCACGGCCGAGAUGAAGAGGAUCGGGGCCUCGAUCCACGAGGUCGAGGGCCCGGGCUACGACCACAACUACGUGCUGCAGCAGGAUGGCAAUGGGGAUCAGAAGUAUUCGGGCCUGAGGCUCGCCGCCAAGCUCAGGGACCCUUCCAGCGGCAGAGCCAUGGCUCUGUGGACCAAUGCGCCAGGGAUGCAGUUCUACACGGCCAACAAUGUGAAUGGGAUUGCGGGGAAAGGUGGGGCGAACUACGGGAAGCACUCUGCGGUCUGUUUGGAGACUCAGGGGUUCCCCAAUGCUGUGAAUCAGCCGAAUUUCCCUUCUGUGAUUGUGCAGCCUGGGCAGAAGUACCAGCAUGCCAUGGUGUUCGAGUUUUCAGCUGAAUGAGGAACACAGUGUGUGUGUGGGUGCGUGGGGCUUUAUUUGAGUGGAGUUCAUACAGAUACUGGUUCAGUAUGUUAUGAUCAUAUGAUGAACAUAUCAAUUGAGGAAGUUCUGGCACUCUGUUUCUAAUAUAAACAGAGUGUUCUGUUGCUUUAGUAUAAUGUUUUGAUUAGUAUCCUUUCACAUUCACAUGGAGACUUAGAUGAUCAAGGAAAAUUAAUAAGAAGAUAUAUGGUUUGUUUUCUUAUGAAGGAGAAGAGUAAGAUUGAUAUAUGCUCCAUUCCCACAGAUUCUGAUAGUUGUUACAUUUUAACUUGGUUAGUUAUUGUUCGGGAUAUUGAU